Molecule: messenger RNA, 2602 nt
Organism: Pteronotus mesoamericanus
Lineage: Eukaryota; Metazoa; Chordata; Mammalia; Chiroptera; Mormoopidae
Gene: ACSL5
Product: acyl-CoA synthetase long chain family member 5
Exons: 22
Coding region: 195-2294 (699 amino acids)
Biological process (GO): positive regulation of long-chain fatty acid import across plasma membrane; long-chain fatty acid metabolic process; long-chain fatty-acyl-CoA biosynthetic process
Cellular component (GO): mitochondrion; endoplasmic reticulum; membrane
Molecular function (GO): arachidonate-CoA ligase activity
Source: RefSeq, a predicted model, not a curated record
AUGGCCUAACUCAGGCAGGGCGGGCAGGGCGGGCUGGGCAGACCUGGGGCCCUCGGAGCCGGCCAUCUGCCUGCAUGGAUGCUCUGAAGCCACCCUGUCCCUGAAGGAUGCAGGAGUGAGGGAAGAAGAACAGGGACUCAUGUGCCAGGAAGGACUCGGAGCCAGGAAGCCUCAUUUACUGGAACCACCGAGAGAUGAGGCCCCCUUCACAGGGCCUAAAUUUCCUGCUGCUAUUCACCAAGAUGCUUUUCAUCUUUAACUUCUUGUUUUCCCCACUUCCAACCCCGGCACUGAUCUGCCUCCUGAUCUUUGGAGCUGCCAUCUUCCUGUGGCUGAUGAACAAACCUUACCCUGUCUUGCCUGCUAUUGACCUGGACAACCAGUCAGUGGGAAUUGAGGGAGGAGCACGGAGGGCUGUUUGCCAGGGGAACAAUGACCUGCUAAGUUACUACUUCUCAGAUGCCAAGACGAUGUAUGAAUCAUUCCAAAGAGGACUUGCUGUGUCUGACAAUGGGCCUUGCUUGGGAUAUAGAAAGCCAAACCAACCUUACAAAUGGCUCUCCUACAAACAGGUGUCUGAUCGAGCAGAGUACCUGGGCUCCUGUCUCUUACAUAAAGGACAUAAGGCAUCACAAGAAUAUUUUGUUGGCAUCUUUUCCCAGAAUAGACCAGAGUGGAUCAUCUCCGAGUUAGCUUGUUACACGUACUCCAUGGUGGCUGUCCCCCUGUAUGACACCUUGGGAGCAGAAGCCGUCAUAUACAUUAUCAAUAAGGCUUCUAUCUCUGCAGUGAUCUGUGAUACUCCCCAAAAGGCAUCGGUCCUGUUAGAAAAUGUGGAGAAGGGCCUCACUCCAGACAUGAAACUAAUCAUCCUCAUGGAUCCCUUUAAGGAGGACCUGAAGGAAAGAGGCGAGAAGAGUGGAGUGGAGAUCUUACACUUCUUUGAUGCUGAGAAUAUAGGCAAAGAGAACUUCAGAAAACCCAUGCCUCCUAAACCAGAAGACCUGGGCAUCGUCUGCUUCACCAGUGGGACCACAGGCGACCCCAAAGGAGCCAUGAUAACCCAUAAAAAUGUUGUUUCAAAUGCUGGUGCUUUUCUUAAAUGUGUGGAGAAUACGUUUAUGAUCACCCCUGAGGAUGUGGUCAUAUCCUACCUCCCCUUGGCUCAUAUGUUUGAGAGGAUUGUACAGUAUGUUGCGUAUACUUGUGGAGCCAAAGUUGGGUUCUUCCAAGGAGAUGUUCGGUCACUGCCCGACGACAUGAAGACUCUGAAGCCCACAGUGUUCCCUGUGGUGCCCCGACUUCUUAACAGGAUCUAUGAUAAGAUUCAAAAUCAAGCCAAGGAACCCUUGAAGAAGUUCUUAUUGAACUUGGCCAUUUCCAGUAAAUUCAAUGAAGUGAAAAAUGGUAUCAUCAGACGCAACAGUCUGUGGGACAAGCUCAUCUUUGCAAAGAUCCAGGACAGCCUGGGUGGGAAGGUUCGCCUUAUGGUCACCGGAGCUGCUCCCAUCUCUGCUCCUGUCUUGACAUUCCUCCGGUCGGCAUUGGGAUGUCAGGUGUUUGAAGCUUAUGGUCAAACAGAAUGCACUGCUGGCUGUACAUUUACGUUACCUGGGGACUACAGACCAGGCCAUGUUGGAGUCCCCCUGGCUUGCAAUCAUGUGAAGCUGGAAGAUGUGCCAGAAAUGAACUACUUCUCAGUGAACGGUGAAGGAGAGGUCUGCAUCAAGGGCACCAACGUGUUCAAAGGAUACCUGAAGGACCCCGCGAGGACAGAGGAAGCCCUGGAUAAAGAUGGCUGGCUUCACACAGGAGACAUCGGGCGCUGGCUCCCGAAUGGAACUCUGAAGAUCAUUGACCGGAAAAAGAACAUUUUCAAGCUGGCCCAAGGAGAAUACAUUGCUCCAGAGAAGAUAGAAAAUAUUUACAUUAGGAGUAGACCAGUGCUGCAAGUUUUCGUACAUGGGGAAAGCUUACGGUCAUUCUUAGUAGCAGUGGUGGUUCCUGACCCAGAUGUGCUCCCCGCAUUUGCAGCCAAACUUGGAGUUAAGGGCUCCCUUGAAGAAAUGUGCCAAAACCAAGUUAUAAAGGAAGCCAUUUUACAAGACUUGCAGAAACUUGGGAAAGAAAGUGGCCUUAAAUCCUUUGAACAGGUCAAAAGCAUCUUUCUCCAGCCAGAGCCAUUUUCCAUUGAAAAUGGGCUCUUGACACCAACAUUGAAAGCAAAGCGGGGAGAGCUUUCCAAGUACUUCCAGACCGAAAUCAACAGGCUGUACGAGGCUACCCAGGAGUAGAUGAAGAUGCGCCAGCUGGAAGGGGCUUGGAGUCUGCUGUGGGGGAAGGAGAUGAAACGCUGUGGAGCGUACUUUCCAGUAAAGGAAGCAAAGCACUGAGUAAAAACCUCCUAAACUGGGAACAAAGACUCACAGGGAAGCCUGCUGCCCGCACAACCGCCUUAUCUCCUGCCUUAUCUCCUGUGAAGGAACCGACUGACCUUUUCUGCCUUGAACACUGGUUCCUGCUCCAGUUUACCCUCAGGCAACACAUGUUGCUUCCACUUGUAAAUCUGAAGUCCUUAAAAUAAUAAACUAUUGCAGAUACA